AUGGAAGAAUAUUUCAACUCCCAGCAACGAUCUCAGGAUUAUUUUCCACAGCAGCAGCACCAUCAGCAACAUGUUCAGCCAAACGUUUCCUACUCGCCACCACCCUAUUACGACCAACUACCAAGCCCUCUCCCGCGGCUCAACCCACCCCAACAGCAGUACUCACAACCACCAGAGUACAAUCACCAACGGCAUCAACAACAACAAGAUUUGGAUUCACAAUUUUCAACCUAUGAACGCGCAUUUCAAGAGCCGAAGUUACAUUUUCAAAGAAUGCGACAGCAGCAACUGCAGGAGCAACAACAACAACAACAGCAGCAACAGGUGUUGCAGCAACAAAAUACAUAUCUGCAACAUUUUUCCCAACACGAAUUUCGACCGAACCAACCACAACAGCAAAGUCAAUACGAUCAGCAAGAAAUUCAAUCUCGACCACAACUACCACAACAGCCGCAGCAGUUUAUGACGGCUUUCAACGACUUAGAUUCAGUCCAGUGGGGUAGAAUCAGUAAUAACGAUGACGAUGACAGCCGAGCUUACAUAGGUCCCUUAGUUUUUUCCAUUCUCGUCACGAUUCUAUGUGGUGUUUUAUUUGGCCUGAUUGCCUUAGUUACUGCUGGUAAGAUUUUUUCAGAAUUUUUUUAUGAAUUUGAUCUUCGACUUUUUUGCCAUAACCUCUUAAACAAUUUUGUUUCAGUGUCUAGCAAGAAAAAGUAUGACGCGGGCAACGUAGAAAGGGCAAAAUUUCUACGAAGGGCUUCCUACGCCCUCUCCAUCAUUGGCUUGGUAGUCGGUGCGGUCAUUCUGGCGGUCGUCAUCGCCUUCGUAGUCAUUGUUCUUAAGAAAUGA
Helobdella robusta is the source of this 849-nucleotide messenger RNA. RefSeq lists its product as hypothetical. Lineage: Eukaryota; Metazoa; Annelida; Clitellata; Rhynchobdellida; Glossiphoniidae. The record is from RefSeq and is a predicted model, not a curated record. Bases 1 to 849 code for a protein of 282 amino acids. Gene Ontology annotation, cellular component: membrane. The transcript has a single exon.